CGCGCUUCAUUUUAUUUUGCUUGCUUCCCAACCUAUCGCCAAAACACACCAACGCGCCCCUCCCCCCCCCCCACUCCAUACACACACGCACGCACACGAUGUCUGAGUUUGACGUGUUCCUGACGCACGACUGGGGCGUUGACGGCGAGGGCCGCAACAACCACGAUCGCGUGGCCAUGGUGAACACGAUGCUCAAGGCGUAUGGGUUCAACACCUGGUUUGACGAGGAGCGGAUGUCAGGCCACAUCGUGCAGCAGAUGUGCAAGGGCAUUGAUGGGUCCCAGGUCGUGCUUGUGUUUGUGACCAAGCGCUACAUCUCCAAGGUCAACGCAGAACACGAUGACAACUGCAAGAAGGAGUUCAACUACGCCGUCAUGCGCCGCACUACCACCCGCAUGAUCCCCAUCGUCAUGGAGGAUGCUGCCCUCGACACCCGCAAGUGGGAGGGCCCGCUCGGCAUGGAGCUCGGCUCCCACCUGUACGUGCGCAUGACCUCGGACCGCCACAUGCGCGACAACCUGGAGGAGCUCGUGGAAAAGCUCGACAAGCUCGGCGUGAAGCCCAAGACCGGGUCGGCCCCGACGCCUGCUCAGCACGAGGCCGCCAAGGUGGUUCCUCGUGAGACGAGCUUCGUCGACCACGACGGCGAUGCCAUCGCGUUCCAGGUGACCCCAUCUGGCCUGAGCAAGUUUGUGAACAAGCAGUUCCGCAAGGCGGUGACGCGCUUCGACUACCGCCCCAUCGAUGGCGACCUGCGUGACCAAGACGGCUGGGGCGGCAAGAUUGCCGCCAAGGACCGCUCCCGCGUGAUCAAUGACCUGCGCCUCAUGUGCGCCGAGCACGGCGUGCGCUUCCGCUCCUACGAGGCUGUGGCGUAUGUGGACAAUGACGGCGAUCGCGUCAUGUUCUGCAACUCGCCGGAUGGGCUCCGCAAGUACGUCAACGGCCAGUUCCGCAAGAUUGUCAAGAGCCUGCGCUACCGCAAGAGCGACCACGACCUGCGGGACCACGAGGGCUGGGGCGGCCGCCUGCCUGCCAAGGACGCCUCCGUCAUUAUUGAUCAGCUCGCCAAGACCUGCCGCAACAUUGGCGUGCGCUUCACCACCGUGUAAUCGCUCUCCCUGCCGUUUGCGAUCCGUGCUCUCUGUCGACCUUGCUGUGUGUAUGUGCGCGGACCUUGUGGUUUUGAUCGUGUGCGUGUGGUUGAUGGUGUGGCAAUCGCAUAAUUUUGAUCGUGUGGUGUGAUGAUGUGGUGUUACCAUGCUUUUCUUCUCGUGUGUGUUUGUGUGUUUGUGUCUGUCUGCCUUCCUACGUUCUUUGCUGUUCUCUAUCCCCCUAACCCCGCCGUUUACUUGCUUCCCACUCGCGUGCAUGCGUGCAUGCGUGCAUGUGCAUGAGGUGGUGGCUUGCAUGCCUGCUUCACCCUCUGUUUUGUUCACUGACUGCUUUGCUCGUGUUGAGAUCGCAAGCAUUGCACGUCGUCAAACACAAACAAACACCACCAAGUGGAAGA
Salpingoeca rosetta is the source of this 1513-nucleotide messenger RNA. RefSeq lists its product as uncharacterized. The transcript has a single exon. Gene Ontology annotation, biological process: signal transduction. NCBI's taxonomy places the organism in Eukaryota, Choanoflagellata, Craspedida, Salpingoecidae. Bases 99 to 1112 code for a protein of 337 amino acids. The record is from RefSeq and is a predicted model, not a curated record.